CUCAGAUUUACAACACCACCUGAACGUAUUAAAUAUCAGUUUCGGAGUAUAUUUGAGGGGAAAAAAACGACAAAAAUAAAUUACGUAUGUUGAUAUGUGAUAUUUUAUUAGCUUAUUCUGUCAUUUAGCGAUAACCACAUCCGUAUAACCACAAACAAGCGUAUUUUACCGCUCUUAACGUUAAUUGUGCUUGUGAAAAUGUUACCCCCAGUAACCUUUUCCAAAUUACAAUAGUUCCUCUGUACUUUUCACAUUUUAUCAGUAUUACUGAGAGUGUUGCUGUACUUUAUUUGCUCAUAGUAUGGAAAUUGUUUAAUAAAUCCCGCCUCUUACAACACGUGACAGCUGAUUGGUUAGAGGAAAUGUAUCUCAUAUGGCUUUAUUAUAUGGAGCAGCGCAGUUCUAUCAUAACACAUGAGCGGGAAUCCAGUUGACAACAAGAGGAUUAAACAUCACUCGGGAUCGGAAUUACUACCAGUAAAGGUCAGAGAGAAGAGGAGCUGCAGAUGCCAUGGCCUCAGAUGCAAGUCACAUGUUAGAAGCCGCCUUGGAACAAAUGGAUGAUAUUAUUGCUGGUUCAAAGGCAGUGGCGGAGUUGAGUAACGGGCUGUAUGAUCUGGGCUCUCCGGUGAGCGUCGGGCCCCUGCAGAUCCUCCAGCUGGCAGAAGAGCUGAGGCUGGCACUCGAGCUGCAGGCCGGAGACGAGGAGCGACACUCACUGCGCUCACAACUGCCCUGCUCCACCGCACACACACUCCUGCACUGGCUGGACAGAGGAGCGCUCAGCCAGGUUAACCAUCAGAGCUCAAGCAACAAUGAGACCUAUCAAGAGCGGCUGGCGAGAUUAGAAGGGGACAAAGAGUCUCUGGUUCUCCAGGUGAGCGUCCUCACUGACCAGGUUGAAGCUCAAGGAGAAAAAAUCAGAGAUCUGGAAAGCUCCCUGGAAGAACAUCACCACAAACUAAUUUCUACUGAGGAAAUGCUCCAGCAGGAGCUCUUCAGUCGAACUUCACUGGAGACGCAGAAACUGGAACUGAUGGAUGAAGUUUCCUAUCUGAAACUCAAGCUGGUCGGCAUGGAGGAGGAACACAACCACAUCGAUGAAGAGGACAAACAUCAUAAAGCAGAGAGCGUGGUUAAUCUAAUUAGUGAACUACAGGAGCAGAUGUGUAAAUUCCAGGAGGAAAUCAGCAAUCGCAUUCAGGAGCAACGGGCCCUCGAGAGCCUUGGGGACAGUGGCACACGUGAGGCUCUUGACCAGAGCCCCGAUGUGGGCCUUGGUGCCUCGGAUGCUGAGGACUGCAGCUGCCGCUGUAGAAGCGGAGGAGAGAAUGCUUUGCUACAAGAGCUUCGCCUUCUUAAAAACAAAGUUGAAGAACUAGAAGGGGAGAAAUCUCAAUAUGAGAGGAAGCUCAAAGCCACAAAGACUGAAAUUGCCAAACUCCAACAGCUGCUUGCUACGAAAGAUGCAGAAAUCGAGUGUCUACAGAAUCAGCUUCUGUCCCGAGGAACCAUCAACAAUGACAUUACAGAGAGAGAUCAAGAGUUGCAGAGGUUAAAAACUGGAAUGGAGACACUCAUCGCUGCCAAUAAUGAGAAGGAUCGCCAUAUUGAGGAACUCAAUGUUCUCCUGGGCCAGUACAGAAAACUGAAGGACGGUUUGGCUCUUUCUCAAGUGAACAAUGAUUCAUUGCUGUGUGGGAGCAGUGAAGAGGAUCUUAGUGGCAAUCGAAAAAUAAGAGCCCUGACCCAUAAAGCAUACUCGGACAUCAUUAGAUCAGAACUACAGAUGUCAUCCAGAGGCCCGUCUCCAUUCCUGGUGUCUCCUCCAUGUUUACAGAGAGAUCUGGACUCCAGGUCACUGCAGCGGAUGCUGUCCAGCAGUUUGGAGGAGCUCCAGAGCGGCAGCUUGCAGAUGCAUGUAGUGGAACGUCCAGUAGAAGCUGCUUUAGAGAACCGCUAUAAUCCGGAAAACAACAAAUACCAGACUUUGCCGGGCAAAUUGAAUCGUCCAGAUCAGAAUGGCUUGAGGCUUCAGUGUUCACCGCUGCUGAUCUCUCCUGAUGACAGUGAAGACAGUCAGUUCAACCUCAGAAAGAUUGAGAAGGCAGAUGACUCGACCCUGUCUGACCUGUCGCCGCUGUCGUCUGGAGUGGAGUCGGGACAGCAGUCGCCCGUCUCUCCAGAACAUAAGAAGAACCAGAAGGGCAUCCGAAAACUCUGGGGAAAGAUCAGGAGAACACAGUCUGGCAGUCUUCCAGCAGACUCUGAUUCAGACUUCAAAAGAGGAGGUUUCAGGGCCACAGCAGGACCAAGGCUCACCUGCCUGGGCAUCAGCACUUCAUCACGUGAUACAAAUGCCCCCUUCUCAAAAUGGUCAUGUGAUCAGGUGUGUACAUGGAUGGAGGACUUUGGUUUGGGUCAGUAUGUGAAUAUGGCCAGACAGUGGGUCACUAGCGGUCAGUCUCUUCUCUCAGCCUCCUCACAUGAGAUUGAAAAGGAGUUAGGAAUUAAACAUCCGCUACACAGGAAGAAGCUACAGCUGGCACUGCACUCCUUCAGCUCUAAAAUCACAGAGAAGUCUUCUGAGCUUGACUACAUCUGGGUCACACGGUGGCUGGAUGAUAUUGGAUUACCACAAUACAAAGACCAGUUUAAUGAAGGACGUGUGGAUGGUAGAAUGCUGCAGUACUUGACUGUGAAUGAUCUGCUGUUCCUCAAAGUCACAAGUCAACUACACCAUCUGAGCAUCAAGUGUGCGAUACACGUCCUACAUGUAAACAAGUUCAACCCAAACUGCCUCAAACGAAGACCUGGAGAUGAGAAUAAGACCUCUCCUUCUGAGGUUGUACAGUGGUCCAAUCACAGAGUAAUGGAGUGGCUCAGAUCUGUUGAUCUGGCAGAAUAUGCCCCCAACCUGAGAGGCAGCGGAGUGCAUGGAGGACUCAUAAUCUUAGAACCUCGUUUUAACUCGGACACCCUGGCAAUGCUCCUGAACAUCCCGCCUCAGAAGACUCUUUUGCGGAGGCAUCUGGCCACCAACUUCAACACUCUGGUGGGCUCUCAGGCUCAGCAAGAGAAGCAAGAGUUCCUGGAGUCCUCAGGCUAUACACCGUUGACCACCACAGCUAAAGUCAGGCCACGUAAAAUCGGUUUCUCCAGUUUUGGUCCACGUAAGAAGCGCUCGGACGACUCCACAGACUACAUCUGUCCUCUGGAUGCGUCCCAAGCCCAGGCCCUCCUGAAUGGGGCAAACCGGCCCUACAGUGGCUUCAGGGGCCUGAGCCCAAUCUUCGACAGGGACCCCGAGAGACGGGAGCAGAUCUUGCAUGCUAAAGGAUCAGGAAUGCAGAUUGAAGCCUUAUCCAAAGGAAUUAACAACCUCACAUACUUAUUGAGCCGAGACGAGUUGCUGAGAGGAAUGAGACGCAGCCAGACUGCCAUAGUGUGAUUGGACCGCACCACAUUAACAUCAUCCCACUGAAAACCAGAGCUCAUCCUAACCCACCUCACCCUCAACCUGCAAGACUGCUGCUGUGUAACACAAUCACUGCGUUCGAAACCAAAUACUACAUAAGUGCACAACAAAAUAGUAGUAUUUCUGAUUUUACAGUAGUCAUAAAACAGAAAGAACCAAGGAGCUGUGUUUCCAGAGGUGUAAAAAUAGUGUAAGCAUGGCCCCUUGUUUUCUACCUAGGGAAAGACCUAGCUCUUUCAUCUCUUUUCAAGACCUUCGCUCAACUUUGGAACACAAAUGUAGAUCUUUUUGAUGAAAUCAGUUGUUAUUUUUGUCUGGUUUUAUUUGCGCACAAAAGUACUUGCUUUUGUCAUAGUCACUGUUUUGACCAUGUUCUUGGUACUUUUAUGGACCCUAGCUGUUUACUGAGGGUCAGAGAGUUCUUGGAUUUCACAAACAAAUAUUUUAAUUUGCUAACGAUAACCUCAUGACCAUGUUCUUGGUACUUUUAUGCACCCUAGCUGUCUACGGAGGGUCAGAGAGUUCUUAGAUUUUGUAAAAAAGACAUCUUAAUUUGCUACAGAUAACCUCAUGACCAUGUUUUUGGUAUUUGUAUGGACCCUAGCUGUCUACGGACGGUAAGAGUUAUUGGAUUUCACAAAAAAAUAUCUUAAUUUGUUACCAAUAACCUCAUGACCAUGUUCUUGGUACUUUUAUGGACCCUAGCUGUCUACAGAGGAUCGGAGAGUGCUCAGAUUUUAUAAAAAACAAAUUAGUUUUCUACUAAAAACCUAAUAGUCAAUGCAAUGACAUGUAGCAUAACUGCACUGUGGUCGUCCCGAGUUCGAAUUCCGACUCGCAGACAUUUCCCAAUGCCAUCCCCUUUUUUUCUCCAACUUUACUUUCUGUCAAACUCUACUGUCCUAUCAUAAUAAAUGCAAAAAUCACAAAAAUAAAUCUAAAUUUGAGUUCUGAAGGGCUUACGAAUUUAUAAUGAUAUGAAGAUAAGUAAUUACUGACAGAAUUUUCAUUUUUGGCUGAAUUUUCCCUUUAAGAUGUGUUUUAAGGACACAUUUUAAGAAACCACCAAGACGGGGCCUUAGUAGAACCCAAGUGUGCAUCACUUUUUAUGAAAAGUGAAGCCAAAACAUUUUCAUUGCCCUCUGGUGGCUGACUGCAGUACAGGUCAAAAAAGAAACCAUUAAAACAGGGCGAACAUUGUCACACUCUAGGCCUAAAAAAGUGAAACCAACUCAUUGAGCGCCCUCUAGUGGCUGGCAGCAGGACUAGCCUUUUUAUAAAUAUCUGAAUUGUAUGCCAAACAAAGAAAUUACACUACACCACAAGUACAUUUUCCCAAAGAUGGUACAACCAUUUUAGACUGUCUAUAUCAGUGUUUCUCAACCACGUUCCUGGAGGACCACCAGCUCUGCACAUUUCAAGUGUAAUUUAAGUGCGUUUAAUAAGUGUCAUUUCUUUAUUUUGGUUAUAGUUUGUUUAUUGGAUGCUAUAAAAAUGAGGUGUGACAUCAUAACCCCGCGCUUGUGAUUGGGUCACCAGGACUAUUGGUUGGGACGUUUGAUACCGUGGCUUUACCUUAUGAUCCAAAUAAUGGCAUUGGUCCUAGAUGACAGCAGGCAAACCUGGUGUAUUUUGGAUUCAUUUUUCUAUCAAGUCUAUGGUCAGUGUGGCGGCUCAAUCAAUCUUCAAAUGUGGCCUUCUAAGAAUGCAGCUUCUCAAUUAAAACACAGCCUCUCCAUGAAAUUAGUACACAAUCAAAUAUAGUACGUUUCAUGUGAUGACUCAGAAAUUUUCUUUUUCACCAUUCAAUUCUGUUAUUAUAUUAUUAAUUAAUAUUGAUUUUGGAUUUGGGGUUAUAAUGUACUGUAUGAAGUUGAUUUUCCAAGAAAAAAAGUGUGUAUAUGUUAUGCAAGCAGCCCUUAUUUUACUGUAUGUCAACUGAUAAAAUUGUCUACCUCUGCCUUUUUUGUUUGUAAUAUGAUCUUGUUUUCCAAUGGAUCUGUUUGUGAGUAAAUCCAUCUGUUUGC
Messenger RNA from Danio rerio (zebrafish), 5505 nucleotides. It is a transcript of the gene ppfibp2b, whose product is annotated as PPFIA binding protein 2b. The record is from RefSeq and is marked validated. NCBI's taxonomy places the organism in Eukaryota, Metazoa, Chordata, Actinopteri, Cypriniformes, Danionidae. Gene Ontology annotation, cellular component: cytosol; extracellular region.